This is a messenger RNA of Magallana angulata, 5189 nucleotides long. RefSeq names its product zinc finger MYND domain-containing protein 11-like. The transcript has 15 exons. Lineage: Eukaryota; Metazoa; Mollusca; Bivalvia; Ostreida; Ostreidae. Gene Ontology annotation, molecular function: protein binding; DNA binding; transcription corepressor activity. The coding region runs from base 161 to 2104 and encodes 647 amino acids. Gene Ontology annotation, biological process: regulation of transcription elongation by RNA polymerase II. The record is from RefSeq and is a predicted model, not a curated record.
ACCAAGGCGAUGUUUCUGUGACGCGUCUCUUUUUGUGAAUGACGUUUUACACACGACACCAUUUUCAUGGUUGACGAUAGCUUACUUUUGCACAUAUUUCCCCGAUUUUUUGACAAGACCAGCGCAUUUCAACCAAUUUAAGCAGUGGUAAACCCCAAAAAUGGUGCGUCCAGUGAAAAGACGCAACUCAUCUGUGGCGUACACCAAAUAUCUCAUAGAGGCAAUCAAAUACAUUAGGCAUCAGAAACAGAUUCCAAAUGUGGACAGAAUCUCUCGUUACAUGAACCGAGAGUACGGUCUCUCAGAUCAGUUUGUGGAGAAACACCUCCAUUACGCGGUGAAGGACAGCAUCAUCCACUCUUACAUGGCGGUCGGCAAGAAAGGGAGCAUGACUGGGGUGGAGCAGGAGGGCUUUAAAAUUCCAGAGGAUGAGGAAGAAACUAGAGGGGAUCAUGACUGGUACUGCUUUGAGUGUCACACCGCGGGGGAGGUCCUCCCCUGCUCGGACUGUUGGAGAGUGUUUCACCCCAGCUGUACCCUGGAGGAGUGGACUGGACCCAAAUUUACCUGUAGCAUCUGCAAGGCAUCCAGAAAAAAGAAGAAAAUCAAGAGAAGAAUGCUGAAUACAUUGUUAGGUUACACAAUACAAAGAAUGAAAGAGAAAACCAAAGAGCUACACAAGAUAGGGCACAGGGAGGAGGAAAAGAAGUUUGAGAAGUUCUUUGUGUACAAGACGAUGGAUCUGAACCACAUUGAGAUGAGGGUGGACCACCAUAAAUACAAGACGCUGGAGGAGUUCAUGGCCGAUAUUCAGCUGAUCUAUCACAACGUGUACCUUAUAUAUGGAGAGGAAAAGAAAGGAAUGGUGGAUUUGGCCCAAAUACUGGUCACAGACUGUAAAUAUGAUAUAGAAGAAAUGAGGCAAUGCAAGAAUUGUUACUACAUGUCCAAUGCCAAACCCAAGGAUUGGUUUUGUCAGCCCUGUAAUCCUCCACAUGAACUAGUCUACGCAAAAUUAAAGGGCUACUGCCAUUGGCCGGCCAAAGUGAUACGUUACGUGGCAGAUAAAUAUGACUGCCGAUUUUUUGGUGCACCUCAUCAAAGAGCUCUUAUACCUAAGGACAUGAUUAAACCUAUUGAAACUAACAUCAAAACCCUAACAGUGAAAAGAUCAGCAGGAUUUGUAAAAGCAUGUGAGGAGCUGGCCAAACAUCAGAGACUGCUGGCAGAGAAACACUACACUGAUGACAACUCUGACUCGGACGAGAGUCCCGCGGACAGUGACCAGGGGCCAGAGAAGAUGGAGAUGGGGGGAUUGGAGGAGGAUGAGGAGGGAGAGGAUAGCAGUCCACUGGAGGUCAGCUCAACCAGUGUCAGUCCAAUGAAGAAACGCAUCUGUCUGAAGGCUCCAACCCCAGAAGACAAUAACCUUGUGACCUCCAGUGAGGACAAAGUUCCCAAGGUCACCAUGUUGAAUGCUUCCAGUCAAACCAUCACAAAGCUAACCAAGAGUCAGAGUAUACAGACAGACCAAGAACCAAAACCAGAUUCAACCAGUAUCAAACUGGAUCCAGCCCAACCAAUCCAGUGCAGUCCAGAUGCUUCUGAUGCUAAAAAUGGUGAAGAUGAGGCCCCUGUACUGACCCCCAACAAUGGGGCCACAGAGGGGAAAUCAUCAGAAAUGUCCUGUAAUUGUGAUGAGAAGUACGAGAAGGUGAUAAGUGACUUGAAGGCUAAAAUGGAAAAGAACCAUCAGGACGAUAAAGAGAAAGCCCUGGAGGAGCUCUCAGAUAGGCUUCAAAAAGACUUUGAAGAGGACAAGCAGCAAGCAGUGUCGCGGGCGAUGGCCAACAUGAACCGCGAAAUCGAACGCACCAAGCAAACCACGGAGGAGAAGUGCAAGAAAGAAUACAUGGAGGAGAUGAAGAAACUGGCAGCUAAACACAAAGAUGCAAUAUCAGCGACCAAGAAAAAACAAUGGUGCUAUAACUGUGAGGAAGAAGCCAUGUACCAUUGCUGCUGGAACACCUCGUACUGUUCUGUCAAAUGUCAGCAGGAACACUGGCACAAGGAGCACAAACGCGUCUGUCGACGGAAACGGUAGCCAUGGCAACCAACGCACUCCGUCAUCCUUCAGACAAAGGGAGACCACUGGCUUCAAGAAGACUCGAGUGAGCGAUUGUGAUGAGACAAUUUCUCUGAAUUUAAUGAUAAAAACUUGUGAAGUUGAAAGACGUUCCGUCAGCCAUGUUGAAUUUUGUUGCAGCAGACUUAUAAUGAGAAGAGUUCUCCAGUUUAGUCAAUAUAUAUUUUUUGUUGCCAUUCGUUUCAUAGAUUUAAAAAAAAUGUCAGAUUGUAGAUAUCUUGUAUGUUAGAGUGUCGGUGAAGGUUAACUGAGAUAAAAUCUCAAUCUUUAUCGAGAGAAAAAAAUCUUGUAUACACACAUAGUUAUAUUGUACAUACUGGCAUAUAUGUACCCAUAUACCUGUUGUAGAUUUUUUUAUUUUUUUCUUUCAAUUAUUGAUGAAUCUUUAUAUUUUUUUUUUUUUUAUUUUUUUUUUGACAAUUUGGAAAAAUUUAUAUUUGGGAUUUUUUUGAGUAUUUUGAUACUAAUAAACGUUGCAGGUUUUGCUUAUACUGAUUUAGUUUAAACAGUAAGUUUUAAUUUUGCUUUUUUUUUUCAUAUUCAUGUACAUGGAUUGCUACGUGAAUUAAAGAUUUUCUGACUGUUCAAUUACAUGGUAUUAUUAUUACAUGUAAGUCAGAAUUAGAACUUGCAUUUCUUUUUGAAAUUUUUAUCUUAUAGAAAUAAGAUGUCAGAUUUUUACAGAUACAACUUCAGACAGCUUUCACUUUACAUUGUUCAUAAUUACACAACUGGCGUUGAUUUAUUAUUAUCAUUCACAAUAGCUAUCAAUGUUGACAUAUUCUGUCAGAUUUAGCUUGUUGCUCAUUGCAUUUGUCAAUACUUGAAUAGAGUUGAAGUCAGUCUGAUUAAAAUCACACCUUCUGCUAGUGGAAGGUUUUAUUUAAAUCAGACUGGAGUUGAUUUUAAUUUUAAUUUUAUUUAAAUGCAAGGAAUUAAUAUCUGGGUAAAAUCGCAAUAAUCAGAUCUCACAAAUUUUAAAUCUCGUUUUUAUUUUUUGAAUAUAUGUAAACUACAUGAAACUAUGAUAAAAAUUCGGCAUUCGAGAUUUAAUGUUGUCCCGAUUUGAUGGAAAAUGUCUGAAUCGCGGAAUUAAGUACUCGCGUUCAAUAAGGAAUCUACAGUAAGUAGACUUUAUUGUAAUGAUUGAAAUCAGCAUCCCUCCACAUCCAUUGCAUUUAAACUCUAUACCUUAAACAUUCUACGAUGAAAGUAAACUUACAUCAAAUACAUGUAUAUUUAUAAAAUAUAUUAUAUACAAGAUAUUUGUCAUGCGUGUACAUUACUGGUAGAUUUAACAAAAUUGUAUACCAUCUUUUAUUCCUGAUGACUUAAUUUUGCUAUUUACCAAUUGAAAUAUAAACUAGUUUGCAGCGACUAAUUUUUCGGGAUGAAGAUGUAGAUUAUCUGGAAAAAAUAAGAUCAGUAGAGAAUUUUAAGGUCUGGUUUGCAUCGAGAAAAAUUUGUGAUAAUGAGGCUCUUGCGAAACCUUGCAAAAAUUUCUGUCAUGUGGAUAAAAGUUGAUAUAUAGUUACUGUAUUAAAAUGUUCAACUUGACUUCAUGUCUCACUUGCACACAUAUUAGAUAAUCAUAUAAUUACACUUACAAAUUGUAUUCCUUUCAAAACAUUUAAACAGUGUUCAUUAGUUGACGAUCGUAUUGUAUGAUUUUGCUCCAAGAGCAGUUUCUUAGGAUAUUUUUUUUUUUUUUUGCUUUUUCUUUCUUUUUCUUCUAAAUAAAUUUUCAGUAUGUGAAAAUGUCUCUGUUUGUUUAGGGAUUUAAUUUCUAAAAGAGGAACACAUGAAAUAGGAAAGUUAUUAAAUGUUAAAUUUAAAACAAAAACAAAAAAAGACAGUGAUGUAGGAAUGUAAAAAAAAAAUUGUUCUUGAAUGGCAGUUAUGAAAUAGAAUUGAAAUCCACUUCACAUGCCUUUGUACGAAUUUCUAAAUGUUGAUUUAAUUCACAUAUGUUCUGUAUCUCCUUAAACAUUUAUGAAAAAAACAAGAAUGAUUGUAUACAUACAGCUUUUAUAAAUAAAUGACAAUACAGUGUAUUUGAAUAGUUUUGGUAUGAUUUCUGUCUUUAGUUGGUAUUCUUGCUUAUUUGGUAUAUACAGUGUAUAUAAUGUUUUACUAUGAAAUUUUACCUCAUUUGGUUUGGCGUCCUUUACAAAUCAAUGGCAUUUUGUAUUUGCAGUGUACUUAUUCAGGUAAUUCUUACUUGUAGCUGGAAUCAUUCAAAUUUGCUGGGGCCAAAUUGUGUGGAUAGUUUAAACUUUCAGACUUUUGAAAAUCAUAUUUUUAUGAUUUAAAAAUUAUAAUCUUUCCAGUUAAUAAGAGUAUGUAAUAUGUGACUGUUCUAAACACUAAAGAUGAUGAAAAAUAAAUCCUGAAGUUCACAAUUACUAGUAUAUAAUUAUAUAUGUAUAAGGUAUUUUCAUACUUUAAUUUUCCAUGAUGUCUUUACAGAAUCUGAUUUGAAUUUUGAUAUCCGUAUUAAAUUUUAAAAAAGUCAAAUACUUGGCUGGAUUAAGUAAGCAUUCUCAUGAAAAAAUAUUUGGCCAAAUGAUUUCCAAGUUAAAGACAAUGUAGGCUUGAUAUACCUAUAGCAAUAGAAAUAACUCUUAUUUGGUAACUUGCGAUUAUCAAUCAAUGACAAAACUGACAAGUUAUAUAAUUUGCUUACUUUCAAAUUCUGCUUUGCAGGACACUAUGCUGAACUUGUUCACAAAUCAAAAACUGACGAUUUAGGUGGUUUUUAUUGUGGUUAAAUUUGGUUCAUUCGUAACUGUGUUGGUUCAAAAAUUUUCAGCUGUCCAUGAUUUUGUGUAGCAGGGGAAAAAAACCUUCAGUCCAAUUUUACUUUUUUUUAUUUACUUAAGAUCGUGUACAAUGUACAUUGUCGUAUAUAUAAUUUUACAUUUUCAUAGAUCUUUGAGAGCUAGAGAAAUUAUACUUGUGCACAUACUUAAUUAGUAAUAUGUUUUGAUAUUAAUUAUAUCAUCAAAUGGUUGAAAUGCAGGAAUAAAUGUGAAAACUAGAA